AUGCCCACAGAUGAGAAGUCUGAUAGAAUAUCCCUAUGGGAAUGGAUCCGCAGUCAGUUUCACAUGAGACCACCUGAAGAUGACGAGCCCCAGUCAUGGUGGAUUGCAUCGACGGCCAUCCCACUGAUUGCUGCGACAACGGGACCACUCGCCAAUGUCAUGUCAAUUGUUGCCCUGGUUAUGCCGUGGCGAAGCAAAAUUCUCUCACAUCAGGAUGGCCCUGCUGCAAACCCCGUUCAAGAAGGGUAUCCAGAUCCUCGUUGGGACACUAUCCUUAAUGCCGUUUCGCUUUUCUGCGGAAUUGUGGGCAAUGCAUUUUUUCUGUUCAAUUUCACCCAGGUCGUACGCUAUAUCAUAGCUUUGCCCGUGACGAUCGUUAUGUGGUUCCUAGCCGCGGGAAUCCUCUGUGGAAUUACCACAGCCACAUCUAUCUAUGCUCCUCCGGUAGGCAUUGAUAGGACCUACUCGCAGGCUUACUGGAGUGCCGUCAUUGCGGCAGUCCUCUACUUUACCUUGAGCGUCAUCUUGAUGGUCAACAUGCUAGGAUAUUUCCUUGGUAAAUACCCGCAACAUUUCGCGCUGACAGACGAGCAACGAACCUUGAUUCUACAAAUGACUGCAUUGGUGGUUUGGCUAUUGAUUGGCGCAGCUAUUUUCCAGCGAGUGCUCGGAAUCUCUUUCGCCGAUGCGUUGUACUUCUCCGAUGUCACCGUUCUCACAUUAGGGUAUGGCGACAUAACUCCCACCACUACUGUCGGUAGAGGUCUUGUUUGGCCAUAUGCAGUCAUUGGAAUUAUUAUUUUGGGAUUGGUUGUGGAAAGCAUCUUUAAAUUUGCUCGCGAGGUUCACUACGACAAUGUCAUUCGCAGACACAUUGAACAUAAACGGGAAUCCACUUUCGAGCGAUCGAUCGGUUUUCACAAGUUCAAAUAUCCCGAUGAGAGACGCCCGAGUGGUGAAGAAGCUAUCACCCCUCCGGCUCUCACUCUCCAAGAAUCCAAGACUCAGCGCCAUCGGCCUCAUCGGCCAAUUCGCAACACCAUCGAUGCCAUUGCCACGGCUCGCCGACCCAGGAUUAUUGUCAUGCGCGAAGAAAAAGAUCGGUUUGACGCUAUGCGCCGUAUCCAGUAUGAUACCAUGCGCUUCCGUCGUUGGAACAAUUUAGUCAUCAGCAUCGUUGCAUUCGGAAUUGUGUGGUCCUGCGGAGCAGUGGUAUUCUGGAAAUUAGAAGGCUGGACCUACUUCGAAGCACUCUACUUUUGCUUCGUCUCCCUUCUAACCAUCGGUUACGGCGAUUUCACACCGCAGUCGAAUGCAGGAAGACCUUUCUUUGUGGUAUGGUCUCUAAUCGCCAUCCCAACCAUGACCAUGCUCAUUUCCGAGAUGAGCGACACAGUCGUCGCCAGCUUCAAGCGCGGCACGGAUAUAGUCGCCGACUAUGUCGUCCUUCCUCAAUCCAGUGUCUACAAGAUAUUCUUAGCUCGAAUUCCCGGCGUUGCUCGGUGCAUGAGAUCUCGCCAAGAGAAAAAGCGGCGACAGCGCGGUUUUCCACUCGAGGGCGCUGAUGAAUCCGACACCCGAGAAAGAGCGGACCCCGAGAACACUGGUGAUGGUGAACCUGAUGCUCAAAGCGAUAUCUUGGCCGAGUCUCAUCCGCACCCACCCCUCGAGGAACUUGCCCGCGAUCCGACCCCACUCGAGCUUGCCAAACAACUUGCCUUUGCUAUUCGUCGCGUCACGAAACAGGCGCGGGAAGGAAAGCGAAAACGAUACUCCUACGAAGAAUGGGUUGAGUUUACCCGGCUUAUUCAGUUCACUGAUCCGCAGACUCGGCCGUUAUCACAGAGAGACCAGCCGGUAAGGGAGGAAGACGAAUAUGGACUUCUCAAUUGGGAUUGGAUCGGUGAGAACAGUCCCAUGUUGGCAAAACAGACGGAGCCCCAGUGGGUUCUGGAUCGGUUGUGUGAAAGCUUGAUUCGGUACGUGUCGACUCAAGAGGAGAGUCGGGCUAUGAGAGGUGAUGUUGAUUUGACGGAGGAGGCAACGCUAAGGAAGGAGAGGGACAUUGGGUUGGAUGAAUGA
Penicillium concentricum is the source of this 2082-nucleotide messenger RNA. Its product is annotated as potassium channel family protein. Gene Ontology annotation, cellular component: membrane. NCBI's taxonomy places the organism in Eukaryota, Fungi, Ascomycota, Eurotiomycetes, Eurotiales, Aspergillaceae. The transcript is spliced from 3 exons. The coding region runs from base 1 to 2082 and encodes 693 amino acids. Gene Ontology annotation, biological process: potassium ion transmembrane transport; stabilization of membrane potential. Gene Ontology annotation, molecular function: potassium ion leak channel activity. The record is from RefSeq and is a predicted model, not a curated record.